Molecule: messenger RNA, 1292 nt
Organism: Aspergillus melleus
Lineage: Eukaryota; Fungi; Ascomycota; Eurotiomycetes; Eurotiales; Aspergillaceae
Exons: 3
Coding region: 278-1126 (282 amino acids)
Source: RefSeq, a predicted model, not a curated record
GUAAGAAAUACGUACAGGCAUAAGCCUACGUCAGAUAGCAGAACAUAACUCCGCCUGACUCACCAAAUAUUCUGCCAUUUGUGUGUAUACCGCAGUCAUCACGGUUGCUCCUUCUCGAAGAUAAACCAAAGCGGAUAGAAACAGGUUGUUUUAGGCGCCAAAAUCAUUCUAGAAGCCCCAGCGACAGGUCAAGCCAGCCAAAGGCAAAGGCAAAGACAAGAAGAGCACCCUCACCACCGAUUCCCGCUCCCCGUCGGCAUUCUCGCCAAACGUGAAGAUGAAGGUGAGGCUGGAGAACGAGAAAAGAUGCUGGGCCUGCGGGUUAGAAGUAGUGGAUAUCGCUCAUAUCAUUGCCAAGGAAGACAGCGCUUUCGAUGUUCUUCAAGCCAAAGGCUUGAUCAAUUUCGAUGUUACCUCUACCCAAAAUGCCAUGGCACUGUGCCCGGUGUGCCACAGGCUCUACGAUGACGGUUGGGAUCCCGGUUUUACGUUCUGGCCUGUAGACCUUGAUUUCUUUAUCCGGUUCGAGUUGCGAGAUAGAGCCCGACGACGACGCCUCCCCCCGACUGAGCAGCGACAGCGGAGAGUACCCACCGCUAGACAGUACCAGUUCCACCAGAAGGGGACCGAUAAAGAAGGAUGGGGAAUGUAUCAACGCGUCUAUCUCAACGACAGCAAGUUGAGCAUGUUCAUUAAAGACGAGCCAACUAAGGCAUGGAGCGGGUCCCCUAUGGCGGCCCUACGAAGGGCUAUUGGGGCCAUCGGAAGCCCCCGAAGCUUCAGGUUUCCUCCCAAUGUCAUCGAAAAACUACGGAUUCUACAGGACCUCUAUUACGGGCCCGAAGAUGAAGAGGCUGAAGUUGAGAAAAAACACGGGCUAGACCCGUUCGAGGAGCCAGAUGAUGAUAUCGAUCUUAUCGAAGAAGAGGAGGAGGAAGGCGAAGAAGACGAGGAUGAUGAGGAAGAAGAAUGGGUCCCGCCAGCAAAGCGGAGAACCCCGCGGCGUCAGGCAGACGCCAAAUUCGACUAUUACAAUUGGAGCUGGGACUUCGGUCCCGAGUCCUCGUCCGAGGACAAACGGAAGCAAUUUUCUGUUCCUGAACUUCUUGGACCGCGCCCAUUGUAGGGUUAGUUAUGGCCGGUAUGUGUUUUGGUUUUUGGUGUUCUUGUAGCUCUUAGAGAGUAUAUACUUAGCUUUAUACCAUUCCCACUCAUAAAGACUGGAGAUUUCGACAUUGAUAUUGUCAAGCAUAAUAGGGUUUGUAGAUGGUAAUCAAGUAUUUUCACCCAGC